AAAGACUGUCGGUUCGGCAGAGCUGUGUUUAAAACAAAGACAUCGAGAGAGUCAAUGGUAUAGUAUAGUGUCGUUGAAAGAAUAAACGCAGAGGGAAAGAGCCAUGGCGAAGUUAAAGUCAGUACUUGUAGUGGUUUUGGUUAUGGUGCUGACCUUGGCAUGGAUACCCGUCUCCGAGUCUCUUAAGAAACCAGUGGCUUUGGCAAGAAAAGAAGACCAAAAUAGAUCAGUCGGAGAACCAGAGACUAGGUGCAUCGAGCCGGAAAGACAAGCACUCCUCAAGUUCAAACAACAUCUUCAUCAAAUCAAGGUUGGCUUUCUUUCCUCAUGGGAGAAUGAAAACACAGACUGCUGUGACUGGUACGGUGUUCAGUGUUCCAAUGAAUCAGGUCAUGUCACUGUUCUUGAUCUUUCUCCUUCAACAAAUAGUUUUCUUCCUGGGACUUGUUACAACAAAGGCGAUGAUAGGUUUCUACGAGGCAACAUCACAAGUUGGCUGCUUGAAUUGAAAUUUCUGACUUAUUUGGACCUCAGUAUUGUUGACUUUACGGGGAACCAACUCCCAAGUUUCAUUGGUGCUCUUACUCAAUUAAGGUACCUCAAUCUCUCUUACACAGAAAUGAGUGGAGAAAUUCCUCCUCAGUUUGCAAAUCUCUCUAGCUUGCAGGUUCUUGAUCUUGGCUAUAAUUAUGGUCUCACCAUGACAAACAUGGAGUGGGUUUCUCAUCUUUCUUCUUUGACAAUACUUGACCUUACUCGGACAAACAUGAGCAAAGCUACUGACUGGGUUCAAACAGUUACCAAACUUCCAUACCUUACAAACUUGGUGUUGAGUAUGUGUGAGCUUCCUAAUAUUACUAUCCCUUCUUCUAUUUCUCUUGUCAACACUUCAAAAUCACUUGCCAUCCUUGAUCUUUCCCAUAACGAGCUCACUAAUUCAGUGUACCAAUUGAUAUUCAAGUUCAGUCGUAGCCUUGUUCAUCUUAACCUCUGGGAUAAUCAAGUAACAGGUUCCAUACCAGAAGCUUUUCUAAACACGAGUGCCAUUGAAUACCUUGAGCUUGGAGUUAAUGAGUUAGAAGGUUUCAUACCAGAAGCUCUAGGGAACAUGAGUACCCUGACAUACCUGGGUCUCAGUUUGAAUAAGUUUAGUGGUUCCAUUCCUGAAGCCUUAGGGAACUUGACUAAUCUCACAUACAUUGAUAUUGGCAGUAAUAACUUAGAAGGCGAAUUUCCAAAGUCCCUUUGGAAUUUAUGUAAGUUGCGUACAUCAAGUGCACGGAAAACAAUCUUCGUAGAGUAAUGAUUCCGGAGCAGAACCGAUUAUUGUCUAGGUGCACACAAUAUCCCCCUCUAGAGUACUUGGAUUUCGGUAUAAACCGAAUCAUAGAGCCAUUGCCUAAUCUUACUCUAUUUUCAUCGUUGAAAGUAGUAAGACUUUAUGUUAAUCAAUUCAAUGGAGCUGUACCUGAAGCUUUUGGACGAUUAACACAUUUGGAGGAAUUGGAUCUUUCUUCGAACUCUCUAAAAGGUGUAAUUUCAGAAGCCCAUCUUUCGAAACUCUCCAAGCUAUCCCGGUUGGGUUUGUCUGGUAACUCACUGAUUUGGAACAUCACUUAUGAUUGGAUUUCUCCUUUUAAGUUGAAUCGUAUAGGACUUCAUUCUUGCAAGUUGGGUCCUCGGUUCCCAAAAUGGCUUCAAACUCAAAAAGAUUAUUCCUAUCUGAGCAUUUCCAAUGCAGGGAUAUCAGAUUCUAUUCCGAAUUGGCUUUGGGAUAUCUCUAGUAGUUGUUAUUCCAUGGAUCUUUCUGCCAACCAAAUCCAUGGAACAAUAACAGAUUCCUCAUUUAAAUUCAUGGGUUAUCCCUAUGUAAAUCUUAGUUCAAAUGAGUUAGAAGGUUCAAUACCCCAUUUCAUGUUCAAAGUGGGUGCACUAGAUCUCUCCAUGAACAGAUUCUCAAAACUGGAUUCCCUAUGCAAUGUCUCUAUUGAUACAGAGUUGACGUUUCUUGAUAUUUCAUUGAAUCAGUAGUCUGGCGAUCUCCCUGAUUGUUGGUUUCAUUUCAAAGAAUUAAGUGUUCUCGUAUUGGCCAACAAUAAGUUAUCAGGAAAAAUACCAAUUUCCAUCGGUUCCUUAACUCAGAUUACAACAAUGAAUUUAGGAAGCAAUAGUUUAAGCCAAGAAUUACCCUCAUCCUUGAAGAGGUGCACAAACUUGGGAGCAUUGAAUGUGGGAGAAAAUGGAUUAUUUGGACCGAUGCCAACAUGGAUAGGAGAAAGUCUACCAAAUCUUGUCAUUCUUAGUCUAAGGUCCAACCACUUCUUUGGUAGCAUUCCCUCAAAUCUAUGCCAUUUGUCACAUCUUAGUGUAUUGGACUUGUCCUUAACAACAUCUCCGGAAGUAUUCCAAGAUGUAUCAAUAAUUUGACUGCAAUGAAGGCAAGGAAUGAGAGUUUUCUCACAACCAUUUACCAUGUUUAUUCGUAUGGUACUUCUGGAGGAUCUUUUUACACAUCUUAUGAUGAUCAAGUACAGCUAGUAUGGAAAGGAACACUGUUUGCGUUUCGUAAUACAUUGGGACUGGUAUGGAGUAUUGAUCUAUCAAGCAAUAAGCUCACAGGUGAAAUACCAACAGAAAUCACUGAACUUGUUGAGCUCGUUGUUUUGAACUUAUCAAGAAAUAUCUUAAGAGGAGAAAUACCCUCAAAGAUUGGAAGGUUGGAAUUGUUGGAUGGUCUAGAUCUAUCAAAUAAUAGACUUUCAGGUCAAGUUCCCUCAAGCCUUUCUCAAGUGGAUCGUCUAAGCAGAUUGGAUUUGCCAAACAACAACUUGUCAGGAAAAAUUACAAUCAGUACUCAACUCUAGAGCUUUGAAGUCAGUUCAUAUUCAGGGAAUCCUCAACUCUGUGGGGCUCCUCUUCCAAAGUGGUGUCCUGGUGAUGAACCAACAAUUAAUUCUAGAACUCAUACAGUUCAGAAUGAAGAGGAUCAGGACAAGUUGGUAACCCCUGGCUUUUAUGUUAGUUUGGGACUUGGGUUUCUGGUAGGACUUUGGGGAUUUUGUGGCACAUUAUUCUUCAACAAGACUUGGAGAAAUUCAGCAUUUUGAAAAUCUAAAUCUGUUUUAGUUUAUUAGGUUCAAGGAGAUUUUGCACAAGGAAUAAAACGGGCUUUUUGAAACAUAAAAGACGUGUUGAACCUAAUUUGUAUAUGUAGCACCUAAAGUUUAUACAAUCUCUUCUAAAUAUGGCAAAACUUUUAACUGCAUAUUGUAUAAGAUUUUUUUUCUUUUUGUCCUAAAGUAUAGCAUCACUGCAAAAAUUUGGCAGUGUACUGGAGAUACUCUUAGCUUCAUAAAAUAUGAUUUGAAUUUUACAAGUUAA
Molecule: messenger RNA, 3381 nt
Organism: Humulus lupulus (European hop)
Lineage: Eukaryota; Viridiplantae; Streptophyta; Magnoliopsida; Rosales; Cannabaceae
Product: receptor-like protein 36
Exons: 3
Coding region: 104-1303 (399 amino acids)
Molecular function (GO): protein binding
Source: RefSeq, a predicted model, not a curated record